Messenger RNA from Lactuca saligna, 612 nucleotides. The record is from the annotation of a GenBank genome assembly. NCBI's taxonomy places the organism in Eukaryota, Viridiplantae, Streptophyta, Magnoliopsida, Asterales, Asteraceae.
AUGCGCUCUUCAACAAUAAUUGAUCAAGAAAGAAAACAAACGUUAGGGUUAGAAGUUGCUUCAGGGAAUUCCUGGCUGCCAUUGAGAGUUCCUCGCAGCUGUUCGUUUCCCGCUAAUCUUCAUCGGAGAGGGAUUCUGAUCCUUCUUCUUUUGUCUUUUUUGAUGGCUUCUGGAAGCCCUAAAUUUCUCAAUUUAGCCACUACCACCGCCACUAACCUAAAUUUCCAGAUUCCUGCAAUCACGGUCAAACUUGAUCGAACCAACUAUCCACUCUGGCGCACCACCAUUGUUUCGGCACUUGAAGCUUUUGAGUUGGAGAAAUUCGUCUUCAAUCCUCAGCCACCACCAGAAAUCCUCACUGUACCUACGACUGAAGCAAUUCUAGUCACCGCUACCUCACCUGCUAUUGUUGCCAUUCCUGCCAAAACUACACCAAAUCCUGAAUACGCCACAUGGAAAAGGCAUGAUCGGGCAUCUAGUAUGCAACUCAGGUUUAUUACUCCAGGAAGAAGCAAGACUCGAACAAGAGCAUCUUUGUGUUGCCUCUACAAUUACCGAGGAGAAUAUAAACUUCAAGUAGGAAAUGGGAAAAACAAUCAUCAAGGGGGAUAA